Helianthus annuus (common sunflower) is the source of this 4338-nucleotide messenger RNA. RefSeq names its product putative disease resistance RPP13-like protein 1. The transcript has a single exon. NCBI's taxonomy places the organism in Eukaryota, Viridiplantae, Streptophyta, Magnoliopsida, Asterales, Asteraceae. The coding region runs from base 84 to 4085 and encodes 1333 amino acids. Gene Ontology annotation, biological process: defense response to other organism. The record is from RefSeq and is a predicted model, not a curated record. Gene Ontology annotation, molecular function: ADP binding.
CUGAAGGAGUGAAUCCACUGUAAACAACACCUCACAACAUCAACAGUUUCUUUCUAUACCCCUCUACACUCUCAUCAAACUCUAUGGCUGAACUCGUGCUUUCUUCCCUCCUCCCUGUCCUCUUUGAGAAGCUGUCCGAUGCAGCUUUCAAAACCAUUGCUCGCCACAAGGGACUUGAUGCUGAGAUCAAGAAAUUGCAGAAAUCCUUAACCCAGAUCCAAGUUUAUCUUACUCAUGCUUCUCAGAUGGAGAUAACCGAUCCAUCUGUGAAACAGCGACUGAAUGAUCUCCAGCAUCUGGCUUAUGACAUCGAUGACGUCCUCGAUGGUUGGGCUACCGACGCUAUGAACCCUGAGUUCAAGCAAGACCCAGAAGGCAUCACCGGCAAGGUAAGAAAGCUAAUCACCCCAACUUGUUGCACAACUUUCUCACGGACUACUACUAUGAUUGCCGAGUUAGAUGAUAUUUCCACCAAAUUACAAGAUCUAGUUAAGGAGAAAGCUGAUCUUGGUUUAGAUAAUCUUGGUUUGAAAGCGGAAGAGGAAGCUAGGCCAAGAACUAUUAAUAAUAAUAGAAGGUUACAAACCUCUGUUGUCAACCCAUCUAGUAUUGUUGGACGCCAAGCUCAUAAAGAUGCACUGGUUCAACAGUUAUUGUUACCCGCUGAUGAACCAUCUGACCAAAACUAUAGCAUUGUUCCCAUAGUUGGUAUGGGUGGGCUUGGAAAAACAACUCUGGCUAGACUUGUGUACGAAGAGCAACAGGUCAAGGAUCACUUCGAACUCAAGGUGUGGGUUUGUGUAUCUGAUGAGUUUGAUACCGUUCGUAUAAGCAAAGAGAUCUUUCAAUCUAUGGCAAACAAGGAAGUUCCAGAUUUUAAUCGGCUUCAAGAAGCUCUUAAAGAUCACGUAAAGGGUAAAAAGUUUCUGUUGGUGCUAGAUGAUAUAUGGGGCGAAAGUUAUGAGGAUUGGGAAACCCUUGUCAGACCGUUGUAUACAUGUGCUCCUGGAAGUAAGAUCAUUAUAACAACACGGAAGGAUCAAUUGCUCAAACAAUUGGUUUACAAUCCACUACACAAGCAGCUACACAGCCUCUCAGAUGAUGACGCUUUGUCUUUACUUGCUCGAAAUGCGUUAGGUGUAGAUAACUUUGAUUCCCAUUUGUCGCUUAAACCAUAUGCCCAAGGUAUUGUGAAAAAAUGUGGAGGAUUACCUUUAGCUUUAAUAGCACUUGGUAGAUUGUUGAGAACAAAAAGAGAUGAAGCAGAUCAUUGGAUCAAUGUGUCAAACAGUGACAUAUGGAGAUUAAAAGUUAAGGGGGGAGUUCUCCCGGCCCUAAGACUAAGCUACGAUGAUCUUUCGGCACCAUUGAAGCGGUUGUUUGCAUAUUGCUCCUUGUUUCCCAAGGACUACCUGUUUAACAAGAAGGAUCUGAUUUUAUUAUGGAUGUCAGAAGGGUUGUUGUGCCAGCCAACUCUGAUCGACUCAACAGAAGAACAACAAUUGGGUCACGAAUUCUUUGACGAGUUGUUGUCAAGGUCAUUUUUUCAACAUGCACCUAAUAAUGAAUCAUUAUUUGUGAUGCAUGACCUCAUGAAUGACUUGGCGACAUCUGUUGCUACCGAGUUUUAUUUAAGGUUAGACAACGAGUCAGAGAAGAAUAUUAAGAAGAUGAAGCUAGACAAGUACCGCCAUAUGUCAUAUGUUAAGGAAAAAUAUGUAGCUUACAAGAAGCUCCAGGUACUUGAAAACACCAAAUGUCUAAGGACAUUCUUGGCAACAUCUGUUGGGGAGGUGGAACGUGGGCGGGAAUUUUACUUAUCCAAUAAGAUUCUGACCGGCUUGCUUCCUAAGUUACCAUUAUUAAGGGUUCUAAGUUUGAGUGGCUUUGAAAUAAGUGAGUUACCGGAGUCCAUUGGUACUUUGAGGCACUUGAGAUAUCUUAAUCUAUCUCAAACUCAUAUCACACAUUUACCGGGAAAGGUUUGCAAUCUUGUUAAUUUACAAACGUUGAUCCUGUUUGGUUGUGAUGAAUUAACUGAGUUGCCCAACAACUUCCUAAAUCUGAAGAACCUGCAACAUCUUGACGUUAGGGACACCCUGCUUUCAUUUCAGAUGCUGUUAGAGAUUAGCAAGUUGAAAAGCCUACAAAUUACUCUCUCGAAAAUCGAUAUCGAAAGUGAAAGGGGAAUUGAAAUAGCCAAACUUAAAGACUUUAAAAAUAUAUAUGGGAAAAUUUCUGUUGUAGGUUUGGAAAAAGUGCAAAAUGCAAUUUAUGCACAUGAGGCGAACUUUUCAGAAAAGAGGAUUAGUGAGUUAGAGCUUGUAUGGGGUGAUGAGCUAAAUGAUUCUCGAAAUGACAUGCUUGAAAAAGAGGUCCUAAAUGAGUUGGAGCCUUGUCAUGAUAAGUUAUUAAAACUCAAAAUUAGGUCAUAUGGGGGAUUUGAGUUUCCAAAGUGGGUUGGGGAUCCCUUGUUUCUUUAUUUGAAGCAUGUGUCGAUAAGUGAUUGUAAGAGAUGUACAUCAAUACCGCCACUGGGACAACUACCGUCACUAAAGGAGUUGUUAAUCGAAGGCUUACAUGGAGUGGAAGUUGUGGGUUUGGAGUUAUUUGGGACUGGUCAAGCGUUUCCUUCACUUGAAAAGCUGACUUUUCGUGGUAUGCAUGGGUGGAAGAAAUGGUCAGGGGCUGUGUUUCCACGCUUGCAAAAGCUUCAAAUAAAUGGUUGUCCUAAUUUGGUUGAAGUCACACUUGAAGCAAUGCCUUCGUUGAAUGAUCUAAGCAUAAGUAAAUGUGAGAGUGGUGUGUUGAGAAGUCUGGUUGAAGUAGCAUCAGCAGUCACCAAGUUGGAUAUAAGGGAGAUUUCAGGGCUUAAUGAUGUGGUGUGGAGAGAUGUUAUAGAAUAUCUUGGGGCAGUUGAAGAAUUAAGCAUAGUGAGCUGUAAUGAAAUAAGGUACCUGGUGAAAUCAGAUGCAGAUGCAAGUAAGAUUCUUGUGAAGCUGAGGACAUUGGGAGUGUAUGGUUGUGAUAAUUUGGUGAGUAUAGGAGAGAAAGAGGAGGAGGAGGAUAAUUGUAGGAGCAACCUCCUAACAUCUCUUAGGAUAUUAGAAGUGAAUGAAUGUAAGAAUAUGGAGCGUUGCAGCUCUCCAGAUGGCAUUGAGGAGUUGACUGUAUGGAGUUGUAGUUCAAUGAGAGUUGUCUCGUUUCCAAAAGGAGGGCAGGAGAAGCUGAGGUCACUUACAAUAUGGAAUUGCAGGAACCUAUUGGAAAAGGAGUGGGAGUGGGGAGGACAAAAAAUGAACAACAACAGAAGCAGCAGCACGCCGAUACUUGAAUUUGUCAGGAUAAAAGAUUGGCCAAAUCUGAAAUCAAUCAUUGAGCUGAAUGACUUUGUUCACCUCACUGAAUUGAUUAUAUACAACUGUGAAAACCUCGAGUUAUUUCCAGACACUUUAAGAUCGUUAAAGAAACUGGAAAUAAGUAAUUGUCCCAAAUUGGAUGUUUCCUUUCCUGGUGACAAUUUGACAUCAUUGAAGCAACUUAGCAUAACAAAGUGUCCAAGAAUGGAUGCUUGUUUACCUGGUUGGGUUUGGCCUCCUAAUCUGCAAUUCUUAGUAAUUGGGGAGUUGAAGAAGCCCUUCUCCGAGUGGGGCCCACAAAGUUUUCCAACCUCACUUGUGGAACUCAGGUUACUCGGUGGUAGUGAAGAUGGAGUAGUUAUUAGUUGUAGUGAAUUUUCUCAUCUUCUUCCUUCAUCUCUUACCUCUCUUACUAUAUGUGACUUUGAGAAACUGGAAUCUUUUUCAGUGGUACUCCAACACCUCCAAUCUCUCAGUUUUUCCAAUUGCCCUAAUCUGAAGAAAGUGUCUUCACAUCUCCAACACCUCACCUCCCUCCACCAUCUCUCUUUUUGGGAUUGCCCUAUGAUGAUGGAUCUACCAGAGCUGUUAUCGCCUUCACUCUUGAGUUUAGAGAUCUGGGGUGAUUGCCCAGGUCUGAAAGAAAGAUGCAGUAAAAAGGGGAGUUACUGGCCCCUCAUCUCCUAUAUCCCCUGUUGUAAAAACACACCAAGAAAUAGACUAUAAUUGAUCACCAACACCAAUUGUAUUAUUACUCUCAAGAAAUGAAACUGAUUACAAACUGAAUUGAAAGAAAAUCACUAAGAACUCGUACUAUCUAUUACAAGCCCUAAUCCCCUUUUAUUACAUCAGCUAACUAACUAUUAACAGAACUAUGACCUGAAUUGACAACAUUAACCCCUGUGUUUAUAAGAAAUAACAUUCAGGCCCUUCGACUUUAUUAACCUUCCAAACUUAAGAGACCUUUAUAACAGUUGAC